AUGUUGAAGUCAUUUCUAUCGGCAGAGACUUCAAGGGAAAUAGAUCAAGCUGUUGAGAAGAUUAAAGCUAUGCAGCAUGAAGAACCCGUACUAUCAAGUGAUACUAGAUUGCACCAAAUAAUAAAGAGUGAAAUAGAAGUAAUGUGGUCAAUGUACAAAAAAGAAGAAGCCUCAUUUUGGACUGCAGAAGAGAUAGACUUGGGUCAGGAUAUGAGAGAUUGGGAAAGUUUAAAGGAACCAGAAAAACAUUUUAUUAAAUAUGUCUUAGCAUUUUUUGCAGCUAGUGAUGGAAUUGUAAUGGAGAACUUAGCUGUAAAUUUUUUAAAGGAAAUUCAAAUAGAAGAAGCUAGAAUGUAUUAUGGAUUUCAAAUUGCUAUGGAGCAGAUUCACAGUGAAACUUAUUCCCUUUUAAUUGAUCAAUAUAUAUCAGAUGUAAAAGAUCGCCAAAUGCUUUUUGAAGCAAUAUCACAUUUACCAGCAGUUAAAACUAAGGCAAAGUGGGCAACAAAGUGGAUGAAUAAUAAUCGGUCAUUUGCAGAAAGAAUAAUUGGCUUUUGUGCAGUUGAAGGUAUCUUGUUUUCUGGUAGCUUUUGUGCUAUAUUUUGGCUUAAGAAACGUGGACUAAUGCCUGGAUUGACAUUUUCUAAUGAACUAAUAUCUAGAGAUGAAGGUAUUCAUGCGGACUUUGGAUGUCUACUUUAUAAAACAUUAAAUAAUCGUCUUCCAUAUGGAAGAGUUCAAGAAAUCAUAGCAGAAGCUGUUGAAGUCGAACGUGCAUUUUUAUGUGAUUCAUUACCUGUAGAUCUCAUUGGGAUGAACUCUAGAUUAAUGGCCCAAUAUAUUGAAUUUGUUGCUGAUCGUUUACUGUUUGCUCUAGAUGUUCCAAAGAUAUACAAUGUCACGAAUCCAUUUGAUUGGAUGGAUCUUAUUUCAUUACAAGGUAAAACUAAUUUCUUUGAGAAACGAGUAGCUGAAUACCAAAUGGCAGGAGUUAUGGCUCAUCAGAAAGACCAAAUUUUCAAUCUAGAUGCUGAAUUUUAA
Cryptosporidium muris RN66 is the source of this 1041-nucleotide messenger RNA. RefSeq names its product ribonucleotide-diphosphate reductase, small subunit, putative. Lineage: Eukaryota; Apicomplexa; Conoidasida; Eucoccidiorida; Cryptosporidiidae. Gene Ontology annotation, molecular function: oxidoreductase activity. The record is from RefSeq and is a predicted model, not a curated record. The transcript has a single exon. The coding region runs from base 1 to 1041 and encodes 346 amino acids. Gene Ontology annotation, biological process: deoxyribonucleotide biosynthetic process.